AUGCCACCAGUUCCGGUCAAUUCUACAAGCCAAGAUUAUUAUGGUGUUCUUGAGCCCAGAGUCUGGCUUCUUUCAGCAGGUCUUGCAGCUUCAGCUAUUUUUUCUUACAAAAUAUAUCGACGUUACUUUCGACGAAUCAGAUCGAUCCUUGAUUUUACACCAGAGGCGUUGGAGAAAAAUCACAAGCUCUAUGGCUACGUUACAAGAGUUGGGGAUGGCGACAAUUUUCGGUUCUACCAUACACCUGGGGGUUGGCUCCUAGGCUGGGGCUGGUUGCGAAAAGUCCCAUUAGAUAAUCGACGUAUCAUGAAGGAUGAAACGCUAAUGAUCAGACUCUGUGGAGUAGAUGCUCCAGAACGUGCGCAUUUUGGUAAACCUGCGCAACCAUUCAGUGAAGAUGCUUUAUUAUGGCUAAAAAACUAUCUCCUGGGACGAUACGUGACGGUUACUCCAUACAGCAUCGACCAGUAUAAACGGAUAGUUGGUCGAUGUCAAGUCUGGAAAUGGAAUGGGAAAAAAGAUGUUUCUGCUGAGAUGUUGAAAAAUGGCGUGGCCAUUGUUUAUGAGGGUAAGGUAGGUGCCGAGUUUGGCGAUAACGAAGAUCGGUAUAGAAGUUUAGAGAAAAGAGCAAAAUGGUUAAAGAGGGGUGUAUGGUCAAUUGGUAAGAAAAUGAUGACACCUGGAGAGUACAAGAAAGUAUAUUACCGAGGGGAAUAA
Lodderomyces elongisporus is the source of this 717-nucleotide messenger RNA. RefSeq lists its product as uncharacterized. NCBI's taxonomy places the organism in Eukaryota, Fungi, Ascomycota, Pichiomycetes, Serinales, Debaryomycetaceae. The record is from RefSeq and is a predicted model, not a curated record. Gene Ontology annotation, cellular component: mitochondrion; cytoplasm. The coding region runs from base 1 to 717 and encodes 238 amino acids. The transcript has a single exon.